Staurois parvus is the source of this 397-nucleotide messenger RNA. The record is from the annotation of a GenBank genome assembly. Lineage: Eukaryota; Metazoa; Chordata; Amphibia; Anura; Ranidae.
AUGGGCCCCUGUACCGCCUCCUCAUGCUGCUGCCAGGCCCGUAAUCUGCCAUGGGCCCCCGUACCGACUCCUCAUGCUGCUGCCAGGCCCGUAAUCUGUCAUGGGCCCCUGUACCGCCUCCUCAUGCUGCUGCCAGGUCCAGAGUGUGUCAUGGGUCCCUGUACGGCCUCCCAUUGCUGCUGUCUCCAUCGCCACACUCUGCCAUGUGCCACUUUCAGGUCUCCUCACACUGCUGGUGGGUUCCAAUUUUGUCAUAGGGUGCUGGCCGAUUACGGGCCUCCCAUUGCUGCUGCCAGGCCUGUAAUCUGCCAUGGGCCCCCGUACCGACUCCUCAUGCUGCUGCCAGGCCCGUAAUCUGUCAUGGGCCCCAGUACCGCCUCCUCAUGCUGCUGCCAGU